Hyaloscypha bicolor E is the source of this 1797-nucleotide messenger RNA. RefSeq names its product L-arabinitol 4-dehydrogenase. Gene Ontology annotation, molecular function: proton transmembrane transporter activity; L-iditol 2-dehydrogenase (NAD+) activity. NCBI's taxonomy places the organism in Eukaryota, Fungi, Ascomycota, Leotiomycetes, Helotiales, Hyaloscyphaceae. The coding region runs from base 1 to 1797 and encodes 598 amino acids. The record is from RefSeq and is a predicted model, not a curated record. The transcript is spliced from 6 exons. Gene Ontology annotation, biological process: D-sorbitol catabolic process; proton motive force-driven ATP synthesis.
AUGGCUCCUUCUGCAACAGAAAUCCCAAGAGCUGCUAUGGAGAAACCUUCAAAGGCCAAUAUUGGAGUGUUCACGAACCCGGAGCACGACCUGUGGGUGGCGGAGGCGUCGCCGUCUGUUGAGAACAUUGAGAAGGGCGACAGUCUGAAGCCCGGAGAGGUGACAGUUGGGAUCAAGAGUACCGGGAUCUGCGGUUCCGAUGUUCACUUCUGGCAUGCAGGCUGCAUUGGCCCUAUGAUUGUGAGGGACACACAUAUCCUCGGUCACGAAUCUGCAGGUGUUAUUCUGGCCGUCCACCCUUCUGUCGAGACUCUCAAAGUGGGGGAUCGAGUCGCCAUUGAACCCAACAUCAUCUGCAACGAAUGCGAGCCAUGCCUCACGGGACGAUACAACGGUUGCGAGAAAGUCGAGUUCCUCUCCACCCCGCCUUAUCCCGGUCUCCUUCGCAGAUAUGUCAACCACCCUGCUAUCUGGUGCCAUAAGAUUGGCGACAUGUCUUUCGAAGAUGGAGCAUGUUUGGAGCCAUUGAGCGUUUCCUUGGCAGCUAUGCAACGAGCUGGUGUCAGGCUUGGAGAUCCAGUCCUCAUUUGCGGCGCUGGCCCAAUUGGUCUCAUCACUCUCUUGUGCUGCCAGGCUGCUGGAGCCUGUCCACUUGUCAUCACCGAUAUCGACGAAGGAAGGUUGGAAUUUGCCAAGAAUCUAUGCCCAUCCGUCACCACUUUCAAAGUCGAGCGAGUAUCAGCAGAGGAGUCCGCAAAGUCGAUCGUAGCUGCAUUCGGAGGCAUCGAGCCUGCCAUCGCAAUCGAGUGUACUGGGGUCGAGAGCAGUGUAGCUGCUGCAAUCUGGGCCGUGAAGUUCGGAGGGAAGGUAUUCGUCAUUGGAGUCGGGAAGAACGAGAUGACCAUGCCAUUCAUGAGACUAAGUGUUCGCGAAAUCGACCUACAAUUUCAGUAUAGAUACUGCAAUACCUGGCCACGAGCUAUCCGACUUGUGCAGAGCGGAAUCAUCGAUAUGAAGAAGCUGGUGACCCAUCGGUUCCAGCUCGAGGAUGCAGUGAAGGCAUUCGAGACAGCUGCCAAUCCAGAGACUGGGGCGAUCAAGAGAAAGCCCAAAAUCCCAACCAAUCAAACCUCGCUUACCAUUUCCUUGAGUCUCUCGGGCGCAUAUUCCUCCUCAAUCAUGUCCUUCGCCGCGUCGCGCGUCCUACGGCGCACCACCCAGCUCCCAAUCGGACGAACCACUGCAAGAUUCGAAUCGACAGCUUCGAAAGCCACAGAGGCCGCAAGGGAUACCGCCUCGAAAGCUUCCGAAAAAGCAACCGAGUACAAGAGUAAAGCUUCGGAGGGCCUGUCGAGGGUCACUUCCGCGGCUGGUCCGGCUAUCAGUGGUGCGGCCAAAGGUGUUGGGAAUGCUCUCGGGAAGAUUGGAGGACGGACUGGACGGUUGAUUGCGUUUAUUGAGCGACAAAUCCCGCCGACUAUCUACUAUGCGCGGGUUGGACUGGAGCUUUCCAGGCUUGUCUUCAAGGGGCAGAGCAUGACUCCUCCACCCGUCUCAACGUUCCAGGCAUAUUUCCAACGCGCCGUCAAGAGCGUACGAAACCCAGCCGCCCUCUUCCCUUCCUCAGCCAAUGCCACCCCGUCCGGCGUCCUCAACCAGAUCCGAAAUCUCAAUACAAGUCAAAUUGUCGCCGGAGCUGUGGUUGGUGCUGAGAUGUUAGGUUUCUUUACCGUUGGAGAGAUGAUUGGCAGAUUUAAGCUUAUUGGUUACCGAGGCGAUACUGGUGCUCACCACUGA